UAUUAUAUGCCUGCUCAACAUGAGGACGAGGCUCCACCGAACAAGAAAAUGUGCGAAAGCGUUCCACGACCUCCUGAUAUGCAUAUCUUAAGACGCCGAUACGCUUUGACUGCAACUGCUUAUAAAUAUUUGAAUAUCGCAAUCAUCGUAGGAACUGAACCCGUCAUAGACAUUGUCAUUGAUGAUAAUCGUGGCAAACAACUGCUAUUGUCGAUCAAAACUUGGAAUGCGCUAAUGGGGCAACGUGCUGACAUCCAAAGAUUUCUGCAGGCCAAUUUUUAUAAGUCAUCGUCUCCCCCGAUGCGUAUAGAAGAAUUAACAAUAAUGUCAUGUAAGAUGUACAACUCACAAAUGUGAA
Messenger RNA from Harpegnathos saltator (Jerdon's jumping ant), 358 nucleotides. RefSeq lists its product as uncharacterized. The coding region runs from base 7 to 357 and encodes 116 amino acids. The record is from RefSeq and is a predicted model, not a curated record. NCBI's taxonomy places the organism in Eukaryota, Metazoa, Arthropoda, Insecta, Hymenoptera, Formicidae. The transcript is spliced from 2 exons.